AUGUCCGGGCAAAAAAAGAAGGCAUUAUUUAUUUGUUUAGGAAAUAUAUGCCGUUCGCCGAUAGCUGAAGGUGUGUUCCGUAAAAUUGCUGAUGAUACAUGGGAAAUAGACAGUGCAGCCAUCGGCGGCUGGCACGUCGGUAACCCGCCGGACUGGAGGGCUUUAGAUACUAUGAAGAAACAUGAUGUACCGUAUGAUAAUUGUGCGAGGCAGAUAACUUCAAAAGACUUCAAUGAAUAUGACUUCAUAUUUGGUAUGGAUGAAGAGAACAUGAAAGAUUUAAACAGGAAGGCUCCUAAAGGAUCUAAGGCAAAGCUGUUUCUGUUCGGAGACUUUGAUCCCGAGGGAGACAGGAUUAUACGGGACCCAUAUUAUGACAGCGAUUCUAAAGGAUUUGAGAAGUGUUACGAGCAAUGUGUCCGAUGCUCUCACGGUUUCUUAGAGCAGUUGGCUCAAGGGAAAAUAAAAUAG
This is a messenger RNA of Danaus chrysippus (African queen), 471 nucleotides long. The record is from the annotation of a GenBank genome assembly. Lineage: Eukaryota; Metazoa; Arthropoda; Insecta; Lepidoptera; Nymphalidae.